Molecule: messenger RNA, 667 nt
Organism: Eubalaena glacialis (North Atlantic right whale)
Lineage: Eukaryota; Metazoa; Chordata; Mammalia; Artiodactyla; Balaenidae
Gene: CSTA
Product: cystatin A
Exons: 3
Coding region: 184-453 (89 amino acids)
Cellular component (GO): cytosol
Molecular function (GO): cysteine-type endopeptidase inhibitor activity
Source: RefSeq, a predicted model, not a curated record
UCAAGACAUACUCCCUUUAUCCCUUCAAGACGUAUUUUCCCUUUGCCUUUUGUUAUUUGAGGAAAAUAAAACAUUCUACAGGUGGAGCUUGUGAACAACACCUUCUUUAAAACCCAGAGCCUCCAUCCUUACCUGACCAUUUCAGCGCCAGCAUCCUGCCAAGAAAAGACGCAAUUAGCCAAAAUGAUACCUGGAGGCUUAACUGAAGCCAAACCUGCCACUCCCGAAAUCCAGGAGAUUGCUAACACGGUUAAACCACAGCUUGAAGAAAAAACAAAUGAGACUUAUGAAGAAUUUGAAGCUGUGGAAUAUAAAACUCAAGUGGUUUCUGGAAUGAAUUACUACAUUAAGGGCUUCCCUGGCGGCGCAGUGGUUAAGAAUCCACCUGCCAGUGCAGGGGAAAUGGGUUCGAGCCCCGGUCCAGGAAGAUCCCACAUGCUGUGGAGCAGCUAAGCCAGUGCUCCACAACUACUGAGCCUGUGCGCCACAGCUACUGAGGCUGUGUUCUAGAGCCCACGAGCCACAACUACUGAAGCCCGCGUGCCAAGAGCCCGAGCUCCGCAACAAGAGAAGCCACCACAAUGAGAAGCCCACGCACCGCAACGAAGAGUAGACCCCGCUCACUGGAACUAGAGAAAGCCCGGGUGCAGAAAUGAAGACCCAAAGC